Molecule: messenger RNA, 1090 nt
Organism: Osmia lignaria (orchard mason bee)
Lineage: Eukaryota; Metazoa; Arthropoda; Insecta; Hymenoptera; Megachilidae
Gene: Txl
Product: Thioredoxin-like
Source: RefSeq, a predicted model, not a curated record
GUAUUUGAAUACCGGGUUCUUUACAUUGAAAGUGCCAGUCAUUCAAUAUUUGGAGACACGUAUUUUGCGCGUGUUUUAUUUAUUCAUGUUGUAUUAGAUCAACAGAAAGAAACAAUGGGAGCAGUACGUGUGAUUAACGACGAUGGCCACUUUUAUGGGGAAAUAGCUAGUGCUGGUACAAAAUUGGUUGUAGUAGAUUUUACAGCAACAUGGUGUGGUCUUUGCGAUAUAAUUGCACCGGUGUUUGAGCAACUAUCAGUGAAAUAUUCAAAUGCAGUAUUCCUUAAAGUUGAUAUAGACAAGUGUGUAGCGACUGCUGCUAUGCAAGGAGUCAAUGGAGUGCCUACAUUUUUAUUUUAUCGCAACAAAAAAAAGUUGGGACUGUAUCAUGAGUCCGACCCGGCUGGACUAGAAUCAAAAAUUCAACAGUUUUAUGGCAAUGGAGAGUCAGAGGAUUCUGAGAGUCCAGUGUCUGGACAUAUGGAUCUAUCAACGUUUAUUACCAAAACACAGUGCGAGUGUUUAAAUGAGUCGGACGAGCACAACUUUUUGCAAUGUUUGAGCACCGACGAGGGAUACCUGGAAAGCGAUUGCGACGAACAGCUGAUAUUAUGCAUCGCGUUUUCACAAGUAGUCAAAGUACAUUCUUUGAAGAUCAAAGCUCCCGAAGACAAAGGACCAAAAACUAUCAAAUUGUAUAUCAAUCAACCUAGAACGAUUGACUUCGAUAUGGCGGAUUCUAAUACAAGUGUUCAAGACUUAACUUUAUCAGCGAAAGAUAUCGAAGAAGGUAACCCAAUUCCUCUGCGCUAUGUGAAAUUUCAAAAUGUGCAGAAUCUACAGAUCUUUGUAAAAGACAAUCAAAGUGGUAGUGAGACGACAAGGAUCGACCAUUUAGCUGUAAUUGGUUCACCAAUUUCAACAACAAACAUGGGAGAAUUCAAGAAGGUGGUCAAUAGAGAAGGAGAGAGUCAUUAACAUCCAAUUGCUUAUUGUAUAAUGAAUUGUGAAAGAGUAUCUUAUGUCAAAUAAACUUUCCAUGGUCAUUAUAUUUGACGGAAAUGAUACGAAAGUAAAAACUUUUUUAUAA